CACCAUAUAAAUAUAUCAAAGAGAAACCAAAGCCCCUGCAAGUUCCAAAUUCUACGUCUCGUUGCACCCUUUGAUCACAGUUUCUUCUUCUUAACCGAAUUCCCGUUGCCCUUCUUUAUGGUGUCUUUCUUGUUCUUUUAACAAAGAGUGAAACGAAAUCUCUUUUCCCAACUUCGGAGAACUCCAGAGGUUGCAACAAAAGCCAUGAGUUCAUAGUUACAACAGACAUCAGUUGAAGUCCUGGUCCUUUGGAAACAAGAAAAGGGUGUAGACUUUCGUGUUCUGUUAUAAGUUCUUCUGUGCCUUUGGGUUAAGAAAGGUUUGGUGAUUCUCGUUCUUCUUUCCAAGGCCCUGUUCGUAAAUCACGAGAUUCCUUCGAUUUUAUAAGAAUACUCUAUUCGUGUUAGAAAUCUUCAAGUUUUUGACUUCCCAGGAGGGAGGGGAGCCUUUGUUUUCUUCUUUUCUUCUUUGUCUCUUUUUGCUUCCAAUCAAGUGGUUGAUUCCCAGUCGCCCCAUUGGAUACGCAAUUGGUGAACACUGUGUAGACUUCCAACUCCACUUCUCCUCCCUUGGUUAUUCAUCGAAUUGGUUUUUCUAUUUAUCUUUUCCUUCACUUUCCCGAGAAAAUGAUGGACAUGGCGAAAAAUCCAAAGUUGGAUUUGGCAUCUUCCCACGAGGCUCGUGGGUCAGAGGAAAAGAUGUCCACACAAAAGAUAUCAGUCUCGGAUCAUCUUAACGGGUUUCAAUACACAACCGAUAAAUCCGAUAGCUUUGUUAUUGACAUGGAAAGUUUCUCCCAUGGAGGAGCCAAUAAAGAAAUCAAUCCGAAUUCAAGAAUUACAUUGCAGAGAAACCUUUCCCGCAAAGGGUCUCAGCGAGGCGACAAGAAGAUGAUUACUCCCAGUUGUACUAAUCCUAAUUCUUGUUCCUCUGUCAAUGAUAGAGAUUCUUUUGGUGCAACCUCCUCCCCCAAAGGGUCUAGCACGCCUGAAAAGCCCACGGCGGUGGUUGUAGGGUCCACCGAUCACACCAGCAACCCACAAGUUCAUCAUCAGAUCACCAUCACAACUGGCAGCAGCACUACUGCUGCUGAGAGCAGGUUUAGUUUGAGAAGAAAUAGUUUCAGGAGGCCUCAUCCCCCAUGGCAACUUGAUCCCAAGAGGAUUCUCUUCUUGUUUGCCACAUUGUCGAGCAUGGGAACAAUUUUGCUGAUAUACUUCACCUUGUCAAUUAGCAAAAUGAAUGGAGAAGAGAAUGCUUUAGACUAGUAGCAGUGACCAUACUUUCACCAACUUUGUGCUGAUUAAAAUAUGUUGCAAUUGCACACACAUGGGAGUUCAAUGCGUGACAAAGAGAAAUGGAUGCGAGUGGUUGAUUGUAAGAAAUGUCUUAUUUUUUCCGAGAAUUAUCCUGGUAGUGAAGUACAAAAAGAAAGUUCAAGAAAGAAGACAAAUUGGGGGACAGCAAAAACUAAUCAACCUUCCAUUAAAAUGGCUUCAAACAUGGCAGCUAUCAACUUUUUGAGGCUCUUCUCAGAGAAAGUUUUGGAGAUGAGGACAAGGACAUACUCCACUGUGACAAAGAGAUGGAAUCUGCCCUUCUUUUAAUUAAAUAUAUGUAUGGAAGAGAUCAAUAAAACAUGAUAUGCUUACCUUUUUGUGCUUUCUUUGUUUAUCUCCGCAGUCCACACAGGUCAAUGGAGGAUCAGAAAGUUACUUUUGGCCCA
Molecule: messenger RNA, 1726 nt
Organism: Theobroma umbraticum
Lineage: Eukaryota; Viridiplantae; Streptophyta; Magnoliopsida; Malvales; Malvaceae
Source: RefSeq, a predicted model, not a curated record